GGGUAGCCCCUGGUCCCCGUGACCGUGCAGGCCUGCGGGGGCUGAACGAGGUGCGUCGGGUCCGGUGGUAGGAGAAACAUGAGCUCCCAGCCCCAGGAGAGGCCUUCGGGGAUGGAGUGGUCAGACGGGGAAGGGCAUUCCUGGUGAGGGAACAGCAAGGACAAAGCAAAAGUCCACCUGGCGUGAGGGUCAGUGCAGCAGGAGGGCAGGCAUGCCUGAGUCCAGGGGGGAGGUGGUCUGAGCCUACCUGGAGGGUGGGCUUCUGCUGCUGCUUCCAGAGGCCAGAGGCCCCCCCCCUCAGGCACACGACCCCUCCUCUCAGACACUACUGUUCCUGGGGUCCGGGGAGGCCAGCAGGCCCUUCCCUCUGCUCAUGAGGGGUCUGAGACACUUGACAGGGCCACAGCCAGCAUGGGCUCCAGCCUGCACCCUAGGCCAUUCUCGGAGGGUCACUCACGGGCCUCUGAGCCCAGCAGGGUCGGGUCAGCACCCUCACUCUGCUGGGGAGGGUACUCUGGUGUACCCAGGGCCACCAGCUGGCCAGAGACACAGUAGACGCUCAAGUCUCCACGGAGGCGAAGGCUGGGCAGCGCUGGCCACACCCCCAGGUCCCUGAGGCUCCCAAGUUGGCGAGGAGCUGGGUUGGGGGUGGGUGGGCUGCUCUCCCCUCCUCCUUCCUAGGCCCGCCAGUGGGGGUCAUCUGGGACCUCAAACCCUCAAUGCCACCCCUUUCGCCCUGACCCUACUCAACCAUCUCCUGGAACCCUGCACAAAUCCCUGGGGUCAGAAUCCUCCAGAAAGGCAGUGUGGGAAGGUGUCCCUGCUGUGCCCCUCAGCCUAGGUGACAGGACCCCCGUCAGGACAUGAGGUGAGACCCGAGUUGGGCUGUGGAGGGCACCCUGGGAUGGAGUGUACUGCCCUGGGGGCCACAUCUGCCGCCAUGCCGCUGUUGUCCUGUCUGCCCGGGGUGGGACCCUCGACUCACGGGGGCCACUGGGGCUGUGGGGGCUGUGUCAGGUCUGCUGGGUGAGUUGUCCAUGCAGGGGACACAGGAUGAGCAUGGCACUGGCCAGCUGGGCUGGGACCCUGCACUGAGAGUGAGUGGGAACCAGCACAAUACACAGUGACCACACUGGCCUUUUGUGAGAGGAUGCCAAGUACCCAUGGUGGGGGGACCUCCUCCCCUGUGAAAGGGGAGAGCAUGGAAGGUGUGGCAAGCCCUGAAAGCAGCUGACAAUGACUCUUAGGAGCAGGGAUUCAGACCAGGACGACAUACAGCUGCAGGAUAGAAGCUGACAGUCACGCCAGGUGUCAUGCACUGAGCGGUGGGCACUGGGCUGACACUGGAGCUGGCGUGUUUGAAGCAAAGCCCUGGUCUCAUCCCCCUACCUUCCCAGAUUGGCCAUGAGAACCCUGUCACGCCUAGGGCAUCUGCUUGAGGCAGCUUCAGCCAAAGGGCUGGCCAGAGAACUCCAGAUAGCAAGAGGGAUGCAAGAUGCCAGCCUGGACAACACACGUGCCCCAGGUGUGAAAGGCAAGAGGAGCCGAACACAGGAGGAAAGAGGCAGGGGGACCUGCCUGAGGCAGAGUCAGGACCCAGGUAGCCCCAGCCCAGGGUGCCCACGGGGAGCUGGGCUGGCCCAGGAAGCUCAAGGUGGCACCGUCUUGCUAGUCCUGGGCCCGACUUGGGGCGACUGCAACAGUUUCGGGACAGGGCCCGCCACCCUGCCCCACACUGCCCAACUAGUCAGUUCUGUCGACCCCAGGCCUCACCCCCUGCACCACCCCCCCUCCGACUCGCUCCAGCAGAUUAAUUUAUACUGACGUGGAGGUAGAGACUGUGCCUGCUGCAGAGCUUUGGGGUUUCCCUGUGAUUGGAAAGGCAACAUUGUUGCAGCACUUCCCCCUGAAGGCACAAAGGAGAGAAGGGAGCCUGACCCUACUUUCCAGCAACAACUGCUGUCAAUGCUCCAGGACAGUUCUUUAGUCUUCUUGACUCUGUGCCCACAUUUCCUGUGUUCACGAAAGUGGGCACCGUGCAUGCACCGUCUCCUAAUCUUCUUGGUGAUACAUCUCUCCACCUCAGUGUGGUGUCACCACAUCCUCUUUUGGGCCUGCGAUGGGGGCAGAAACAACACCCGGCCCUCCCCCGAGCUCAGAACGGAUGGAAAAAGGACACUGAGGGACCAGAAGGAGCUCAGGGGGCUGGGCUGAUGGCCAGGAAGGUGGCUGGCCUGUGUGGCUGGGGCUGCGCCUCGGAAGGGAAGUCCACUCCUGUGGUUGGAAUUGGACGAGCCGGGCCUCACCUGCCUGCCCACCCCACCUCCAGAAGCCCUGUCCUCCCCUCCCAGGGAGACGAUGGGGAUCUGCCAGUGUCGCAUCUCUGCAGCUGCCCCUCUGGGGCUGGUGUUCACCGUCGCGCAUCGGGCCCAGCAUGCCCCCUCACUGCAUCCUCGGCGAUUUCUACGCAUCGCUUUUCAGAGCUGGUCUCCUCAGCCAGGAGGAUGAACGCGUGUGAGGCUUCAAAGCUGACUUUAUUUUAAAGUAUUCCUUUUUUUGUCUAAGUUGAAGAAAAUAAUUUCAUUUCUGCUCUUAAGUUUUUCGCUUAGUUCCUGGAAAGCCUGCACAUAUGUCGUCAACAGUUAAUCAGAUUGAAGCCUCAGUGGCCAACUCUGGCUCCAGCGAAGGGGAGUUGCAUUUUAAAGGACCUUAAAAGAAAGGAGGCUGCUCCAUCUCAGAACUCGCCUGUUUGGACUCCCUCGGCUCUGCCUCUGGUCUCAGCUCUGGGAGGCUGACGCAGUCCCCACCAGGGCGGGGGCCCUGAAGAGCUGGAAGCCCAAGGGCCCUGUUCUGGCCCCAGGGCCUGGGGGCACCUGCCGCCAUGGGCCAGGAGGAGGAUGGACAUGGACGCAACCCUGGGACGCAGCAGCAGCUCUGCAGAACCAAGGACAGAUUGAUUCACUUUGGAGCCGUAAGUACUGAUGUAUUAGGGUGCAGCCCUCGUUGUUCAUUGACGCAGAGCCCCAAAAUGAGUGUCCAAGAGCAGGGUUUCCCCUUGGACCUCGGAGCAAGUUUCACCGAAGAUGCCCCCCGGCCCCCAGUGCCUGGUGAGGAGGGUGAACUGGUGUCCACAGACCCCAGGCCCGUCAGCCACAGCUUCUGCUCCGGGAAAGGCCCCGGGAUCAAAGGUGAGACGUCAACAGCCACUCCGAGGCGCUCGGAUCUGGACCUGGGGUACGAGCCCGAGGGCAGCGCCUCCCCCACCCCCCCGUACUUGAAGUGGGCCGAGUCACUGCACUCCUUGCUAGACGAUCAAGAUGGGAUAAACCUGUUUAGGACUUUCCUGAAGCAGGAGGACUGUGCUGACCUGCUGGACUUCUGGUUUGCCUGCAGCGGCUUCAGGAAGCUGGAGCCCUGUGACUCGAAUGAGGAAAAGAGGCUGAAGCUGGCCAAAGCUAUUUACCGAAAGUACAUCCUUGAUAACAAUGGCAUCGUGUCCAGGCAAACCAAGCCAGCCACCAAGAGCUUCAUAAAGGACUGCAUCAUGAAGCAGCUGAUCGAUCCUGCCAUGUUCGACCAGGCCCAGACGGAAAUCCAGUCCACCAUGGAGGAGAACACCUACCCGUCCUUCCUCAAGUCCGAUAUUUAUUUGGAGUACACGAGGACAGGCUCAGAGAGCCCGAAGCUCUGUAGCGACCAGAGCUCUGGGUCAGGGACAGGGAAGGGCAUACCUGGAUACCUGCCCACUUUGAAUGAAGACGAGGAGUGGAAAUGUGACCAAGAUGUAGAUGAAGACGAUGGCAGAGACCCUGGUCCCCCUGGCAGGCUCACGCAGAAGCUGCUGCUGGAGACGGCUGCCCCGCGGGCCUCCGCAAGUAGACGGUACAGCGAAGGCAGAGAAUUCAGGUAUGGAUCCUGGCGGGAGCCUGUCAACCCCUACUAUGUCAACUCCGGCUACGCCCUUGCCCCAGCCACCAGCGCCAACGACAGCGAGCAGCAGAGCCUGUCCAGCGAUGCCGACAGCCUGUCCCUCACCGACAGCAGCGUGGAUGGAGUCCCUCCGUACAGGAUCCGCAAGCAGCACCGCCGGGAGAUGCAGGAGAGCGUCCAGGUCAAUGGGCGGGUGCCUCUACCUCACAUUCCCCGCACUUACCGAAUGCCAAAGGAGAUCCGCGUGGAGCCGCAGAAGUUUGCCGCGGAGCUCAUCCACCGCCUGGAGGCCAUCCAGCGGACGCGGGAGGCUGAGGAGAAGCUGGAGGAGCGGCUGAAGCGCGUCCGGAUGGAGGAAGAAGGUGAGGACGGCGACGUGUCCUGUGGCCCCCCAGGAGCCAGUCACAAGCUGCCUUCUGCCCCAGCCUGGCACCACUUCCCGCCCCGCUAUGCGGACAUGGGCUGCACCGGGCUGCGGGAUGCGCACGAGGAGAACCCCGAGAGCAUCCUGGACGAGCACGUGCAGCGGGUCAUGAGGACGCCUGGCUGCCAGUCCCCGGGGCCCGGCCACCGUUCCCCUGACAGCGUACACGUGCCCAAGGUGCCAGGGGUGCUGGGGGGCAUAGCUCCCGGGCACGGUAAGCACGCACUCAAGUCGGGGGCGAAGCUGGACGCCGCCGGCCUGCAUCUCCACAGGCACAGCCACCACCAUGGCCACCAUGGCUUGGCCAGGCCCAAAGAGCAGGCCGAGGCCGAGGCUGCCCGCCGGGUCCAGAGCAGCUUCUCGUGGGGCCUGGAGCAGCAUGGCCACACGGCCAAACCCCGCAGCCACUCCGAGAGUGUGGGCGCUGCCCAUAUCACCAGCGACGGCCUGGCCUACAGCGGGAAGGCGGGCACCACCUGCAAAAGAAACACCAAGAAGGCCGAGUCAGGGAAGAGCAUGGGGGCCGAGGCACCAGGCCCCUCAGAGGACGCGGAGAAGAACCAGAAGAUCAUGCAGUGGAUCAUCGAGGGAGAGAAGGAGAUCAGCAGGCACAGGAAGGCGGGCCACGGAUCUUCCGGGACAAAGAAGCAGCAGGGGCAUGAGAGCUCCAGGCCCCUGUCCAUCGAGCGUCCGGGGGCCGUGCACCCCUGGGUCAGCGCUCAGCUCCGGAACUCCGUCCAGCCCUCUCAUCUCUUCAUUCAAGACCCUACCAUGCCGCCCAACCCAGCCCCCAACCCUCUGACCCAGCUGGAGGAGGCCCGCAGGCGCCUGGAGGAGGAGGAGAAGAGAGCCAGCAAGCUCCCCUCGAAGCAGAGGUAUGUGCAGGAGGUCAUCCAGCGGGGGCGCUCCUGCGCCAGGCCAGCGUGCACGCCCGUGCUGAGCGUGGUGCCAGCGGUGUCCGACCUGGAGCUCUCCGAGACAGAGACGAAGUCGCAGAGGAAGGUGGGCAGUAGCAGCACCCAGCCGUGUGACAGCAUCGUUGUGGCCUACUACUUCUGUGGGGAGCCCAUCCCCUACCGGACCCUGGUGAGGGGCCGCGCCGUCACCCUGGGCCAGUUCAAGGAGCUGCUGACCAAGAAGGGCAACUACAGAUACUACUUCAAGAAAGUGAGCGAUGAGUUCGACUGUGGGGUGGUGUUUGAGGAGGUUCGCGAGGAUGAGGCCGUCCUGCCCGUCUUCGAGGAGAAGAUCAUCGGCAAGGUGGAGAAGGUGGACUGACCGCAGCCUGGCCUCUGCGCCCGGCUGGGCCCUGUCAGGCGGGCGGGGCAGCCACGCUGAGCCACGAAGGGUGCGCAUGUCAUGUGCUGUCAUGCGUGUGCCUGACACACGGCUGCUGGGGAGGCCAGCUGCUGCCCGCCCCCCACCACCCACCCCUUGGUCCAUCUGUCCAGGUGGUGGUCCCUCCGAGUGGUCCCACAGGCUUCCAUCCCGCUGCCGACGAGGAGGGAGCCCGUCUGCCCUCCACGGCAAUACUCGGAGGGGCCGGCCCAAUGACCCACCCCAGCGGCCCUGCUGCUGACCACAGGCUGGCCCACUGGCGCCUCGCCGGGUCACCCCACCACGGGCUCUGCUUCUUCCUCUGGGACUCACCACCACGCCCUGCCCUGGUCGGGACCCGCGAGGCCUCUGUAAACUGUACAUGUCACCGAGUGCCUUCAACGCAGCUUGUCUCUUGCCCGCCACUAUGGACCUGGCAGCGGAGCGCCGCAGUGCCCUCCCUUCUCCGCCCUCAGGUCCCCAAGCGCCGGCUGUGUGGGACCUAGGUCCCCCUUCCCAAGGGCCCGUGUAAAUAUGUACAUUUCUCAGGCCAGGGCCAGCGGGGGGCUGCCCCGGGCCCGUUUUUCAUGCGCUGACUUGUACAAUUAUCUUUUCAAAGGUACUUGGAUAAGAAUGAAAUAAAACCAUUUUUGAACCUUC
Molecule: messenger RNA, 6331 nt
Organism: Equus quagga
Lineage: Eukaryota; Metazoa; Chordata; Mammalia; Perissodactyla; Equidae
Gene: AXIN1
Product: axin 1
Exons: 12
Coding region: 2882-5632 (916 amino acids)
Biological process (GO): negative regulation of canonical Wnt signaling pathway
Source: RefSeq, a predicted model, not a curated record